CUUGUGUUGAUCAGCUAAGUUAAUGCUUCCUGCCCACCAGAACCAAGCCCGCGUCAUCUUGCGUCGAGCUCUCCCUCGCUUCGCCCCAGCAUACACGCACCCACCUCACCCACCUCACACCCACCCAGUGGCCAGGCCAGCCCCAAUGAUAGCGUCAGACGACCCGCCAGCGGCUCGGAUCGCCCGCGAUGCCGAGCUGGUGUACAACUACCACCGCAUGGACAUGCCCCUCCGCCCCGCCGACGCCAUCUUCUGCCUCUGCAGCCUCGACCUGCGCGUCGCCGAGCGUGCCACCCAGCUCCUGCUCGACGGCCUCGCCGGGCCCGACGGCCCUCUCAUCUUCUCGGGAGGCAGCGGCAAGCUGACAGAGGGCCGCUUCGCCCAGCCCGAGGCCGAGGUCUUCGCCGCCGUGGCCCGCCGCAUGGGCGUCCCCGAGUCCCGCAUCCUCGUCGAGCCGCGCUCCACAAACACGGGCGAGAACGUGCGCUUCACGCGGGAGCUGCUGCGCCGCCGCGGCCUGAGCCCGCGCAGCUUCGUGCUGGUGCAGAAGCCCUACAUGGAGCGCCGCACCUACGCUACCUUUUGCAAGCAGUGGCACCCAGCAGCCGCAUCCGCGUCCCAGUCGGUGGCGGGGGACGGUGAAGGGGAGCAGCAGCAGCCCGAAUUCACCGUCACGUCGCCGCAAAUGCCCUUCGCCGAGUACCCGGAUGCGGAUAAUCCGCGAGAUUUGGUGAUCGACAUCAUGGUCGGCGACCUCGUACGAAUCCGGACCUAUCCGGCUCUUGGCUUUCAAAUCCCCCAGGAUAUUCCUGCAGAGGUGUGGGAAGCUGGGCAACGAUUGAUAGCAGCCGGGUUCGACGGACACCUGCCACCGGCUGCCGAGUUUGCACCGUCAGAGUUGGGCUGGCUCGGCUUUGGCAUUGAGGUUUCCAAACGCGCGAAGCGACCGAGGCUGUUCAUGCUGUCUGGCCCGCCCAAUUACGUCCUCUGCGCGGACAUGUUCGACAAGAAGACUCGGGUGUGA
Gaeumannomyces tritici R3-111a-1 is the source of this 1024-nucleotide messenger RNA. RefSeq lists its product as hypothetical. Bases 23 to 1024 code for a protein of 333 amino acids. The transcript is spliced from 3 exons. Gene Ontology annotation, cellular component: plasma membrane. The record is from RefSeq and is a predicted model, not a curated record. Lineage: Eukaryota; Fungi; Ascomycota; Sordariomycetes; Magnaporthales; Magnaporthaceae.